Molecule: messenger RNA, 1024 nt
Organism: Cuscuta campestris
Lineage: Eukaryota; Viridiplantae; Streptophyta; Magnoliopsida; Solanales; Convolvulaceae
Source: the annotation of a GenBank genome assembly
CCCCCACUCAGACUCAAGGACUUCCUCCACAGUUCACAGAAAACAUUAUUUCAGCAUUCACAAGCUAUUUCUUAAUUUAACACUUCCUCUACAUCCUAAAGAAAUAUGGCAAUCAGUAUGGGGCGCAUACUCCGUGGGAAGCAAGGAGGCCUCAGAAGGUCUUCCUCGAGAUCAAGCAGAGAAAGUGAGGUUCCUAAGGGUCACUUUGCAGUUUAUGUAGGCGAGGGCGAGAAGAAACGCUUUGUCCUUCCAAUAACAUACUUGAAGGAUCAUUCAUUCCAAGACCUGCUUUGUCAAGCUGAAGAAGAAUUUGGAUUUGAUCAUCCCAUGGGCGGGCUUACAAUUCCUAUUCCGGAGGAUACCUUCUUGGACAUCAUCUCUAGCAUGAGUAGCAGAUCCUAAUAGACUUUAGAUAUCUUAGAUUAUAAACACAAUUUUGCAGAUAAAAGUAUUCUUGUACAGUGCUCCAUUUUUUUCGUGAUCAGAUUGGGAAAUAAAAAUUAUAAUUUUUCCAUUUACUUUCUCGUGGACGAAUCAAAUGGAAGGAAAGAAAGUCUAAUAAUUCCAAACAUCUCCAAAAGUUUAUAGAUAUUCACAUAUUAUCCCUAGAGAAGAAAAAAUGUGUUGGGAUACGAUGAACUGCCAAGCACAUAUUCACACACAAUGAAUCUGCCAAGCAGAGCUGACAGAAAAAAACACUUCCCAAAAGCUUGACACCUACUCUUCAAACUAUUCUCCAACUUGAUAAUGAACCAAAAUGCUUUCUUCACCAGGAACUUUCAAACAACAUGGUUUGUUCUCUUCGGGCAAUCUCUCUAACAUUCCAAAGAAAGAAGCCAACCCACAUUUAGAAGAAGCUGGUGAGCAGAAAUACUAAAAAGUUCUUGCAUGCUUACAAAUUUUCAACUUCUCAGCCCUUCUUGGUUGGGUCAGGCUGGUGAGCACAAAUAUAAAGUAGCUGCUGAACACAAAAUCUAGAGGAAGUCCUGCACCAAAUUUCUUGGAAUCAAUUCCAAGAAAUAGA